AGUUAACAUUGACAUAAUGACAGUGUUUCUGUUUUUUGAAAUUAUAAGAAAAUACGAAAAUCAUUCUCGAUAUUUCAGUCAGUCACAGUAUCUUUUAUUUAAUCCUUUUGGGAUUCUUUUCUGAUAGUAAGUUUUUGAAAUUCAUAUAAACUAAAAUGUCUAGAGGAAGUAGUGCUGGAUUUGACAGACACAUUACUAUAUUUUCUCCUGAGGGGCGCCUCUACCAAGUAGAGUAUGCAUUCAAAGCAAUUAAUCAAGCCGGACUCACCUCAGUUGCUGUAAAAGGCGUCGACACAGCAAUCUGUGUAACUCAGAGGAAGAUCCCAGAUAAACUAGUAGACGCCAGUACUAUAAGCCAUCUUUUCCAAUUGACUGAUAAUGCUGGGUGCGUGAUGACAGGAAUGAUUGCAGAUAGCAAGUCACAGGUACAACGGGCUAGGUAUGAGGCAGCUCAAUUCAAGUAUAAGUUUGGAUAUGAGAUGCCUAUAGAUGCCUUAUGUAGAAGAGUAGCUGACAUUUCCCAAGUUUAUACCCAGAAUGCUGAGAUGAGACCUUUAGGUUGUUCAAUGGUUCUUAUUGGCUACGACGCUGAGCUAGGUCCAUGUGUCUACAAGGCUGAUCCUGCUGGUUACUACUGCGGUUACAGAGCCGUAAGCGUAGGUGCCAAACAGACGGAAGCCAACAGCUACCUUGAGAAGAAGCUGAAGAAGAAACAGGAUUUGCAGCAUGACGAUGUCGUUCAGCUCGCCAUAAGUUGCCUUUCUAGUGUUCUUUCUGUUGAUUUCAAGCCUUCCGAAUUGGAGGUGGGGCUGGUUUCCAAGGAUCAACCGAAGUUUAGGAAACUUACCGAGCAGGAAAUUGACAGACAUCUUACUGCUAUAGCUGAGAAGGAUUAAGUUGAAGUUCAAUUUGCUUUAUAUUAAUUUAAUAAUGUUUUUUAAGGAUAAGAGGGAAAUUUAAUAAAUCAUUUUGAUAUCCUCAAUCUGGUCUUAUUGAAAUCCAUAAUAUUUCAAAAUUAAGA
Messenger RNA from Phaedon cochleariae (mustard beetle), 1021 nucleotides. Lineage: Eukaryota; Metazoa; Arthropoda; Insecta; Coleoptera; Chrysomelidae. The record is from the annotation of a GenBank genome assembly.